AUGACAAUCUGGGACAGCAUAACCGGGCGCAAAUCUGCCUCGACCACCCAACAACCUCAAUCUUCCGAUUUCGUCAAAGAAGACAACUUCCAGCCUACCCCAUUCGACCCAUCCACCGCUAUUCAAAACCCCUCAGAGUUUCUCUACGCGGACCCGUCGCAACUGCACCCGCUCGCCGGCCUCAACCAAGACACCCUUGACUACCUCACGCUCGAAGAUUCGGUCCCCUCUGAGUUUGGUGGCCAGUCUGCACUUCCUAGCCGCGGCUGGUCGGAUGAUCUGUGCUAUGGCACUGGAAUCUCAUACGUGACUGCCUUGACAAUCGGCGGCACCUGGGGUCUCGCUGAAGGUUUACAAAAGAAUCCUCCCUCGAUGGCGCCGCGGUUACGGCUGAACGGUGUUCUCAACGCAGUAACACGAAGGGGGCCGUUCCUAGGGAACAGUGCGGGUGUGAUUGCCAUGUUGUACAAUGGGUUGAAUAGCACAAUUGGAUAUUAUCGGGGCAAGCACGAUUAUACCAACAGUGUUGUGGCCGGUGCGCUGAGCGGGGCGCUGUUCAAGAGUACGAGGGGAACUAGGCAGAUGGCUAUCAGUUCGGGGAUUUGCGCAAGUUUAGCGGGUGGUUGGGCGAUUACACGGAAGGUCUUCUUCGAGCCCGAUUCGAGGAUCACCGACGCGUUGCGUUGA
Messenger RNA from Cucurbitaria berberidis CBS 394.84, 687 nucleotides. RefSeq names its product Tim17-domain-containing protein. The transcript is spliced from 3 exons. The record is from RefSeq and is a predicted model, not a curated record. Bases 1 to 687 code for a protein of 228 amino acids. NCBI's taxonomy places the organism in Eukaryota, Fungi, Ascomycota, Dothideomycetes, Pleosporales, Cucurbitariaceae. Gene Ontology annotation, cellular component: mitochondrial inner membrane; TIM23 mitochondrial import inner membrane translocase complex. Gene Ontology annotation, biological process: protein import into mitochondrial matrix. Gene Ontology annotation, molecular function: transmembrane protein transporter activity.